UUAAGUUCGUUGUGCAUUUCACCCCCUUUGAGUUGGGCGUGUUCUUGUGGAUUGUCGUUUUGAUUGCUUCUUCAUUUCCAUAGAAAAACAAAUGCGAUUUUCAUUACCCUCAAAUCCCAAAUCGAGAACAUUCCAUUGCCACAAUGUCCAAUCUUUAUCUUAUGGUUUUUGUUCUGGUCCCUGCGUUGAUGUGUAGCACUGUGGAAUCAAUGAUGUUCGAGCUGAAACCCUCUCACACGAAGUGCAUUUCCGAGGACGUGAAGGCCAACGGCUUCUCCUCCGGCAGUUACAACGUCGUUAAUCCCAACAAUGUCGGCACCGUUCCUGAUCAUCACAAAAUCUCUGUUAAGGUGCGUUCGCCUAAUGGAAAUGGUUAUCACUAUGGGGAUAAUGUGCUGUUCGGUGAGUUUGCAUUUACUGCAGCUGAGUCUGGUGAUUACAGUGCUUGUUUUUCGGUGGCAGGACAUACCCCGGAUACUGUUACCGUUGAGUUUGUUUGGAAAACUGGGAUUGCUGCCAAGGAAUGGAAUAAUGGUGGCGGCAGGAAAAACCACAUUGAUGUAAUGGAAAUGGAGUUAAAGAAGUUGAAUGAUGCUGUCACUUCUAUCCACGACGAGAUGUUUUAUCUUCGCGAAAGGGAGACAGAGAGGCAAUAUCUUACGGACGAGACUAGCAGCAAGAUGUUCAGCUACAGUUUUCUUUCAAUUGUAGUUUGUUUGUCUGUGGCUAGUUUGCAACUAUGGCAUUUGAAGACAUUCUUUGAGAGGAAGAAGCUCCUCUAAAAUGGGUUUUUCUCAUUUGGAUUUCUUCUUUUUGACACGUUAUUGAAUAUAUGUUAGAAUAUGUAAAAAAAUGUUAUAUAUUGUACAAUAAGUUAUUUAUCAAAAAAUUGUUGAUUAUACUGAUUGAA
Vigna unguiculata (cowpea) is the source of this 910-nucleotide messenger RNA. Its product is annotated as transmembrane emp24 domain-containing protein p24delta9-like. NCBI's taxonomy places the organism in Eukaryota, Viridiplantae, Streptophyta, Magnoliopsida, Fabales, Fabaceae. The record is from RefSeq and is a predicted model, not a curated record.